Molecule: messenger RNA, 1642 nt
Organism: Branchiostoma floridae (Florida lancelet)
Lineage: Eukaryota; Metazoa; Chordata; Leptocardii; Amphioxiformes; Branchiostomatidae
Exons: 3
Coding region: 136-945 (269 amino acids)
Source: RefSeq, a predicted model, not a curated record
UGAAACCAAUUCUUUUGUGAAGCUCCUUUCCCGACCUGUCUACAGUGAAGAAGAGCUUGGAAGAAGAUAAUAGAUCUUAUUUCGUCUCAAACAGUAUCUCCAUUUUUGACGGACGCUGAAAGCUGAACCGUCAGUAUGAAGGCUAUCUACCUCUUGUGUCUGGUGCUGACCGUGGCCGUUGUGCAAGGAGGGCGCGUGAAGCGAGCUGCUACAGAGCAAAGCAGUGAGAAGAGGGAGGCGUUCAUGAACGAUCUGGAAAAACUGCGCUUCUUCGAAAAGCAGUUCGCCAGGGAUGGUCAAAUGCACGACAAGGGGCUGAAGGCGGCUCAAGCUGUGCGUGAUUUCCUGAAUGUGGGAAAAGCCUGGGCAGCCAAGAAGAGAGGUCUGAAAGCAGCAGCCAGUUCUGACGACGAGAAGGUGGGGAAACGGGGAGCUUUCAUGAACGACAUGCAGAACGCCGUUCUGUUUGAGAAGCAGUUCAGCAAGAAAGGAGAACUCUCCCCAAAUGAGAUGAAGGCAGCCAAAGCAGUCCGUGAGUAUCGGGAAUUUGCGGCAGCUUGGCAGGAAAGGAAGAAUGCUGGAGAGAAGAGGGAAAACCUUCUGUCCGAUCUGCAAAAAACCAUCGACUUCGAGAAGAAGUUCUACCCAGAGGGGAAGCUGUCGCAACACGAGAGGAAGGCCGCGAAAGCAGUUGGCGACUACCUGAAGUCAGGAAAGGCAUGGGAAGCGAAGAAGAAGGGGCUGAAGGUACAAGGGAGUCGCUCAACCGAAGGCGGCGAAGAAAAGCGAAGCAGCUUCCUGAACAACCUCAAGGAAACCCUGCAGUUCGAGAAGCAGUUCUACAAGAAGGGAAAGAUGUCUCCUCAAGAAAGCAAGGUGGCCAAAGAAGCCCGUGAGUUUCUGAAGAUUGGCCAAGCUUGGGAGAAGAAGAAGGGCAAGAAUUGAAGAAAGAAGGGAAAACGAUAAGAAUUAGACAUUGAAUGGCAAAAUGUCUGAAAAAAUUCCUCAUGAAUGUGUCUCAUAUGUUAUAGCGUAGUAGUCUGUGGGCCGACGUUAGUGGCAAUAACAUUAGAUAUUUGGGGUACUUUUAGGUUGCUAGAUUUGGCGCAGUAAAUAGAUGUGCAAUGGCGAAAUUCAUUGUCCAAAUUAUGUCAACUAGUCAUGUAACAACUUUAAAAGAAAACUAGUAUUUCAACUUGAUCUCAUUUAACGCACACAUCCAUACUGUAAGCUAUCAUAGAAAUAUGUCAUCUACGCACAAAGGCAACAACAGCGUUGUAAUGGGCCAGAAUUCCAGGGAUACAUUCUGGCUUGCAACACCGGGGGUUCGUGAAAUAUAUAGUCACGGAUCGUGGCGACGGACACGUUACGGAAUACGGACACCGAAAACUGGCGGGAAAAACGACAGGAAAAAAGGCACUUGGACUUGCAUAACAGCGUAGGGAGCGAACUUCACACUAACUUUAAGGGUCAGUGUAGUACAUUAUGUUUGGGGAAAACGGUAAAGGCAGUGUUGGCCAUAUUGGGGUUCUUUAAGAUGGAUAGUUAGUGAUACCAGAAACAUAGCACUAGUGACGCAUGAAACAUAUUGCAUGCUUUUGUAGGAAAUGGAUCGUAUUUGAAAUAAUGUUCUUGAAGAAUA